AUGAAGCGGAUCGAGUUCGCGAUCGACGGCCGGGCCGCGGAGGAGGAGGAGGCCCAGCGCAUGUCGAUGCGCGAGUGGUUCGCGGGCGCGGGCGACGACGUCCUGACCUACGACCAGGUCAUGGCGCGCCUGCCGCCGCCGCUGCCGCGCGACGACGCCGCGGCGCGGGCCUACGCGCCGCGGCCGACGCUGGCGCGCCGCCGCGCGUCUGGGCCGGCGCCGGCGCCGAGGCGUGCUCGCCGUGCCGCGCGCCGCACGCUGAAGCCGUGGACCUCGGGUCGCCGGCGAGCCCCCGCGUCGAGGACGUGCCCGCGCGCCGCGAGGUCGACAUGGCUCGCAUGCCCGAGCCCGACGUCGAGACCCUCGAGGCGUCCAUGCGUGCGCUGCAAGCCGAGAUCGAGCGGCGCGAGCGGCGGCGCGGCAAACGUCCUCCGCCGCGGCCCGGGGCCCGGCGCAUCUUCGGCGACGUGAAGAAUCGCGUGGCGUAAUAUGGCUGUUCUGUGGAUUCUUCUCGCCGCGGUUUCUUCGGUCGCCGAUCGCAGCGGUCGGUCGUGCAGAAUCUUGCGUGGAGGUCCGGGUACCGCGACGCGUAGCAGGCGGGCGACUCGUCGUGCGUGAAGCGUGAAGGCGCCCGCGGAAGCGACCGCGAGGAGGCUAGCGCGCGCCAUCCUAGGCUCGGAGCCUGGCGACCUGUCUUGUCUUGCUUGUCGGCGGGGUCUGGAAGAGAGCACCGCCCCCGCGUCGCCGCUCGCGCGAAACGUGCGACAUUACGCGCUAGCGGCUGUAAGACACUAGCAAAUGGGCUGGAGCCGAGGGCUGUGCUGCGCAGGCGGGCGGGCGGGCACGCACGAGAUUCGCUUUGACUGAUUUUCGACGCAGGAGCUGCACCACUCUUUGGUCCGGUAAGAACCCGCACUAGUUAAGACGUCUGGCGUGUAGCACAAGCAUCGGAGCAGUGCAGCCUGUGUGCAGAGCUUGCCGCGGGCGGCCCGAGAGACGCAACGCAAGCACCCAUGGACGCGGCCCCAACACAAGCAAUGGUGGAGCCAAAGAAACUGAAGGUCGUCGAGCUGCGCGCCGAACUGAGAAGGCGGGGCCUGGCCGCGACGGCCUCAAGGCCGUGCUCGUCGACCGCCUCCAGGCGGCGCUGGACGAGGAGGAGUUCGGCCUCGGGGCACCGUCGCCCGCGCCUGAGCCCGCAGCCGAGCCGGCGGCCGCCGCGCCGCCGCCGCCGCCCGAGCCGGCCUCGAACGAGGAGCCCGCGCCGCCGGUUUCUGCACAGGUCCAAGCCGCACGGGCCCUUCGCGCCCGGCGGGCCGCCGCGGCCGGGCCCGAGCCAGUCGAGGCCGCGGGCGCGCCGAGCGAGCGCGACCUGAUGGCGGCGAUGGGCCUGCCGACAGCAUUGGGUGGUCCCGCGGCCGCGCCGACGCCCGCCGCGGCGCCGGCGGAUGAGCCAGGGACGCAGAAGACGUGCAAGCACUGCGGCCAGGCACGGUCGCAGAGCAUGUUCGUCGAGAAGCAAUGGAAGAAGCCCCGGCCGACGUGCGUCGACUGCGCCGCGAAGCUGUCGGCGCAGAACGAGCCGACUCGGACGAAGCCGCCUCCGUCCGACGGCGGGGUCAGCGUGCGGCAGCAGCAGAGUACUACUUCUCGCCGAGGAAUUGGGGCCAGGACGCGUUUCUCAAGAGCCUGGCGGACGAGGACGGCGCGGUCGCGCUGGAGGCCUUCUUCACGUUCCCGCGCAUCGCGGCGCUGCUCUGUGUGGAAAUCAAAACUGCACGGCGUAUUCGUGCCGAUGCCGGUCGGGUUAUCGCCGAAAAUUAUUUCUAUAUGCGCGCCCCCGACGACGGUCGACGCGGCGAAGACGGCGGACGACGACCGGCGCGUGCUCGCGGCGGCGGUCCGCAAGUCAAGCCAGCUGGACCUGACGGCCGACGGGCUGCGCGUGAAGGCGCGGCGGAAGCGCGAGCGCGCCGAGAAACCCCCCGCCAUCGCGGGCCUGGAGCUGUCCGAGGAGGAGCUCGCGCGGCGCGCAAAGCGGGCGGGCCGGUUCGCCGCCGACGCGGCGCGGCCGCCACCGCCGCCGCCGAAGCGGACGUUCGCCCACCCCGGCGGCAAGAUCACGUCGAACAAGGAGGAGGCGACGAUGAAUUUCCUGAAGAGAAAGGUGGAGGCUGAGCAGGAGCCGCCGGCGCAGCGGCCAGCGAUCUAUGACGAAGAACCUGAGUAAUAUGCCAAUUCCCGCAGUUUCACUAGACGCGUUGAUGGCGUGAUAGAGACCUCAUCGACGAGUCGGGGGUCAGUCGGAGAGGUCUGUUUUCAAAAGCCAUCCAUCCGCCUAGGCCUCUAUACAUGUAUACUAUAUGUAUGUACAUACACAUAGAUAUAUAUAUAUAUAUAUACGAAUCCUAGUAUGUUGAUACGCUAGAUCACUAGGUCUUGCGGCUCGCCAAAAUACACCAGCGAUUGACGGUGCCUUCUACCGUCCAAAUGGUACAUCAUAUCAACUCCAGCCCAGUUUUCACACAAAAUCGACGGAACCGGAGCCGACGGCCCGCGCUCGGAGGGCGGGAGAAGAAUUCUACUAGACAACUCUCGCGUUUAUGUUCGUUUCCUUCCGUUUGUUAGUGGUAGAUUCCAUCCAGCCCGCCUCGGCGACCACUGAGCUAUUUUAGAUAUUCCGUUAGAGCCUCGCGAUUCGUCGUCUUGGCGACCACGCGUUUGUGCAAAAAUGGGCUUAAUACCUAGACCCGCGAGUAUCAGCGACGACACCAUCCAGAUGGACCAUAACACCGUUGUUCUAUUCACGAUCGACCGACUUGCCCGUUCUCCGCGGACGACGGUGCGUACGCGGGGCACUGAAUUGGCCCCAGACCCGUGAGUUAUGAAAUAAACUCGCGUUUCAGGCGCUUUAGUAGUGGGACGGGCCAGGUAACCGGCCUGAUCGUCUACUACAUUGGAUUACCUGUCCCGUUUACAACUCGCGCCUUGUCGGUCUCGCGAGCCCACCAUCUGGCUUAGAUGGGCACCACACCUGGAUCUGCGGCCAUCAGCCCGUGUACCUUCCCCAUGGACCAUGACGCGAUCAUUUGUUUCAUGAUCGACGGACUUACGCGAGGUCCAGAUAAAGAUGUUCACGUCCCGAGCGUGGGCAGCCAAAAGUACCCUUCUUAUAAUGUAGAUGUCAUAUACUUGUAAUUGACUAUCGGUGGGGUAGUAUGGGGUCCAACGAGACCGCUACGGCGACUACUGGUGGCCCUCGGGUAAUUGCGUAUUUGACGGUGACGGGGCGCCAUCGGGCCCAAAGUAUUUACUUUUUGUGGAUGCAGAUCGGCCCUCGGACUCGCUCCGGGAUAGGUCUGGGGUCGGGUGGUCCCCUAGACCGCAUGCGCCGAUUCUUGGGGCUCCCAGAGGCUUCCUGGAUCGAAAACUUUGGGGGAUCAUGGCGUGCGUCCCGCGCACUGCUGGACCUGUCUUUAUUUGUAUCCGCCCACUGAUCGAAGCGCCCAUGCAUGGCGCGCGAUUGCGCCGUCCCAGGACAGAUCCUAGGCGACCCCGGGGAGACCUCGGGACCACGAAUCGACAGGAUUCCAUCGACGCGCCCGCCCUGGUGGCGUCGUCAAUAUCGCGAAUUAAAAAAUUAAAUUUUUUCGCCCCCCAGGAAGAGUCCCAUUGAUGUCUAUGGACCAUUAGCGAUCCGAACGAUACUCAAAAACAGCAUGCCGCGUUUCUUGAAUCUUCAAAAACAGGUUCCGCAGUGCAUGCAAACACCGUUCACGGCCACAAAGGCCGUCCAAACUGCGGCAUUGAUCGAAUAGGGCCGCGAGGCAGCCCAACCGAUCGAACAGGGCCGCGAGGCAGCCCCAUCAGUUGCCCGGGGCCGAUGCCCAGCGCACCACAUAACAUGGGGCACCAUGACGCCUUGCCAAGCGCCAAACGGCAAGCGAUGCAUUACGCUGCUGCGGCGAUUGAUUGCUGCUCCGUACGCAAAGUGAAGCCAAGAAACGAUGCAGGACACCACCACUCUCUAAAAAAUGACGCGAGCUGACUGCGGCCAAGCGGGCUCUCGAGGGUCACACCUCGUCAGCCGUUGACCCCCGCCACUGAAAUCGCGCUCGCUGGCGAGCGAAAUCGCUCAUCCGGGUGUUGCGGUUUCAAGGGUUGGAUCCGCGCCUGGUUCAAAGAGCAGUCACCUCUAUUGCGUUUUUGAGAGAUGGAGGACGUCUCCUACUCGAUGACGGCGAGCGCUGGCGCGUUCUGUCCGCCCGAGACGCGAGCUUCCAUCACGCAGCUUCAAUCGACAAUAUAGAAACAAAUACCACCGCCGAAAGUCUUCCAACGGCUCUCGAUACAUCAUGAAAAAUAAUUCAUGCAAGACUUGAACUGGGAAGUAGUAAGCGCCAUCAGAACCACUCGAAAGAAAGUUCAGGAGCCGCCGAUCUACAUCACAAAAAACUCUUUUCUUUAUAUAAUCGCGCGGUACCGCAGUUACGGCGAGGCCUACUGGCGGGGUAGAAGGGCGCUCGAAGACGACCAAGGCCAUGCCAUCGUCGCGACGGCGCCUCACGCACCACGCCCUCCGCCUCUAUUGAUAUGCAUCUACGCGACGAGGCCGCCGAACGCGAUGAGCACACCAAAUGUUCGCGAAGCCGCUCUGGCAAAUGAUCACCGGCAGGCCGUGAACGCGAGGUGACUUAAAUAGUCGGAUCUGCGAGCCAUGCCCCGGGACGGCGGCUUUCUGCGCGAAGUCGCGGCCCGCGACAAACUUGGGUCCCAGCAAGCCGGGGACCUCUACCUACCUGUCCUGGGCGCCGGAAGACAUUUGCGCCGAUUUCGGGUACGGCACAGUCGUGAGCCAAAGUUUAGCACAGAGGGCAAGGACAACCUUUGUGAGCUAGCAGUGGGGACCGGCGUCCUCAAAUUCAAGCUUUGAACAAACCGCAGGACUCGCAUAAAAACGUUCGAGAGAGCUCACCUUGAAGACGUCGCCCGCGCGAGCGCGGAGCUGGGCGACUUGGAAAAAGUGACACGUAUUGCGCGUCGCCCCAGCCUCGCGAGGCGCGCGCUUCACGAGGUCUUCAUGACACACCUUUCCGACGCCUGACAGCGCGAGAGUCUACGAAACCGCCGUGAGAGCGAGCUCGGCCGGUCGCCGGCGCCGCGCGACGCUGUAGCGGCCGAGCCGCGCCCGUGCGCCCGUGGCCGUCGACGCGAGAGCUGAAACGGUCGCGCGUCGAACUGUCGUGAGAGCGGAGCGACCCUCGCGCCUCCUUCGCCGCAUCGGCGCGACGGUUUCGCGCACAGGUACAGAAGAAGCACACAAGCGACCACGAGACGGGCGGCGCUGCAGCAACUCUUGAGUCGCUGCAGCUGCUCGUCGAAGCACCGGGUACAAAAUCGACGUCGUCAAUUAUCUUUAUUGAGGAGGCCUUCGCCGCUCUGAGACGCGCACGCGCCCUCUACCUUUCCUCGAGCGGCCUUGCGAGGCGACGGCCGCGGACGUCGAGACUCUCGGUCGCCGUCGCCGCGAGAGGUCGCAUCGGUCGAACGAGAGCCUUUUUGAGGUACCCGGCCGCUCGGCGCUCGUGACCCGUUGACAGCGCCGGGCCAUCGAAAGUUGCCGUCGCGCGCAGGCACAGGAAGAAGGCACGCAUACCAAAAACAAAACAAAAAAGAAAAAAUAAUGCGUGUCGUCCUCUUCUGCCUCGUUGUCUCUGCGAACGCGCUCCCAGAAGCGCACCUCCGCGGCCGCGUCAAGGACCACCUGCGCGACCGCGACCUGAGCGUCCCCGAAGACGCCAAGAACCACUACGCGAACACCGACGCGUCCUCCGAUGAGAUCUCGGCAACGAACUUGGAGGAGGGCGGCUUCGGCCUCGGGCUGCGCCGCCUCUUCGGCCUCGCGUCCAUCAAGGGCACGCUCUCCCACGAGGGCGCGUCAAAAGACAUCAAGUCAAAGGCCGAGACGGCCUACGCUACGGGCGGCCACGCGCGGCCCGUGCUCGAGACGGAGGUCUCGCCGCGGGACCAGGACACGGUCUCGCAGCACGAAACUCAAGGCGCCGACGCCGCGCUCGCCGAGCUCGCGGACGCGCACAACAAGGGCGGAGACGCCAUCGACGCGGCGGCGCACGGGGAUGGCGACCCGGCCGCGUCCAUCAAGGGCACGCUCUCGCAUGUCGAGGACGCGCCCCAAACUAUUACGUCGGAGGCCGCGGCCUUCGACACUGAAGACAUCGAGGGCGUCGCCGGCGAGGGCGAGGCGCUCUCUGGUUCGACGGCGCGCAACGCCGCGGCCGAGAUGGUCAAGAGCAGGCUGGCGACGCAGACGACGCGGCCGGCCUACACUGCGCGACACGACGCCGGAUCUGCAUCACAACGGCGUCUUCAGACCUGCGACUCCGGCCAAGUCCCGGACUGCUCCGGCGUCUGCUGCCCAGCGAGUUGGAUCGGCGACGGUGUCUGCGAUGAUGGCAAUUCCGGUUGCGACUUCAGAUGCGAGGAUAA
Molecule: messenger RNA, 6507 nt
Organism: Pelagomonas calceolata
Lineage: Eukaryota; Pelagophyceae; Pelagomonadales; Pelagomonadaceae
Source: the annotation of a GenBank genome assembly